AGCGCGAUUAUUCCGUUAGUAUAGUUGUUCAUAGUUCCAAUACAUUAAUUUAUAUCUGCGACAUAAUGCAUUAAUUGUUAGCAAGUAGAACGCAUUUCAAUAAAUUGUAUAUUAAAAAUACGUAGUAAAAGUAAUAUCUUUUUGUAUGAUAUUAACAUUACAACAAAAAAACAUAUUUAUAAAGGUUAGACACCUACAUAUAUCGAGGAAGAACGUCGAGUUAAAAGUCCUAUGCGACUACAAUAAAAUAUCAAUCAAGUUUAUUUGUAGGUAGUAAAACUGAAAGAAAAAUGGAGAGUAGUAAAGUGGACGAGGAAAAUCAACGUAAUAUUAAUGACGGUGACUGGAUUUGUCCUGAUUCUCAAUGUGCCAAUGUAAAUUUUGCAAGACGAAAUUCUUGUAAUCGAUGCGGAAAAGGUAUAUAAUGUUCAAUAUGCUGUACUUUACUAAUGUUACAAUACAUAAAAUUACAUGUAUGUAUUUGUUCAUGCAGACAGAGGAGAAUGCCCAAAGAAAAAAAAGUUAGGACAAGAAAUUGGGAAGGCAGCUGCUGAAAAAAGUAGAGGGCUGUUCAGUGCUGACGAUUGGCAGUGCAGUAAAUGUGGAAACGUAAAUUGGGCGCGGCGGCAACAGUGUAAUAUGUGUAAUGCACCAAAAUUUGGAGAAAUUGAAGAACGUACAGGAUACGGAGGGGGGUACAAUGAUCGGGGAGUUGUUGAAUAUAAAGAAAGAAGAGACGACGACGACGAGUACGACGAAUUCGGACGGCGUAGGAAAAAACGGAGGAUUGAAAAUCGUUCGGACGAUGAUUCCAAAGAUUCUAGGUAUAGCAGUCCACCGCGUAACAAAUCUAAAGACGAGGAUGAAAGGGAUGAGGUACAGAACGAAGAAGAGCAUAAUGAGAAAAAUAAUGCAAAAGAAGAAGUAGAAGAGGUGGAGGAGGAAGAGGUGGAGGAGGAGGAGGAUGAGGAGGAAGAUGACGAAGAGGAUGGUGAUUUAUCUAAAUACGAUCUUAGCGAAUGGGAUGAUAUUGCAGUUAAGAAAAAUACAAAUGGGAGCACUGCAUCUUCGGAAGAGCAACAAUCAAGAGACAGAGAUGAUUGGCGUGAUUCGGGAACAUCCAGUCAAUGAGAGUCUGCACAGAAGGAAAGGUUUGACUUGGGUUUCGGGUAUAAAAGUUGAUCAUGACAGUGAACGAUGAUUUUAAUUAUUUCAAUCACUGAUAUCUUUUUUUUCUAUCUCUUUAAAAAUUGUAUUAUAUUAUAUGAUAGUUUUAGUAGAAUAACAUGGUCAAAAAGGAAGAUGUAGAUUAAGCAAUUCUAAAGAAAUUACAAUGUAAUGCUUGUUAAACAAAUGACUUUUUACAGGUGAGAGAAAAUCCCGAGAGCGACUGUUGCUCGACAAUUAAGAGAUACACAACGCAACAAAUUUAGUGAUUUAGUGAGCACCUUUGGAUAAAAGUGAUGAACAAUGUACGACUUAUUGCAAAGGGAAUCGAUUAACAAUAAGCUUUACAAUCUCUGACUGAACACGGAUAGCUUUGUUGGCUGUAUGGAUGGAAAGUGAAACGUAGGUUACUUGUUUACGCGAUAUUGUCUUAAAUAUUGCGUAGUAAUUGCGAAAAAUACUUGAGCGUAGAUAAAAUAUUUCGCUAGUAAAGAAAAAGAAACCCAAAUGAAAUGUGUAACUAUGACGUAAUUCGUUGAAUAAUCUGUUACACGGAUCGUUGUAAAAGUUGAAUCAUGAAUUCGUAAAAAAAGAAAUCUUAUUUCUAACUGAAAAUAUAAAAUUUUGAGAAAGCUCUCUAUCAUGUUACACUUUUAGAAGUAUUAAUUACGUUAUCACAAACGUCCGACGUUCUUGAAACCACGUCACGAUUCUCACUUAAAUAUUGCUGCUUCGAAAAAGAUUAAUCUUUUUUUUUCCGUUUCCUCGCCACGUUCUCUAUUCACUUCCUUUUCAUCCGUACCCAUCUUAACAUUUACAUAAACGUAAUGUAGUAUUAAAGAAUCAUUCCCUAAUGAAUAUAGAUAUGUAUUGAUGUCUUCGGAACGAAGAGAAAAAGGAUACAUUUUGUUGCUUUGACUAUCACAGAUCCGAGUAAGCUGGAAGCAGCUUGCUUUAAUUGAAAUCAUGACAUGCAGUUUAAAACUAUGUCGAUAAAAGGGCCGCCGUUCGAUCGGCGGGCUUAAUAAAAAAAUAAGUAAAAUAUCAAAAAAAGAAAAGAAAAACGCUCAGACACUCGUUCUGAGAUAACUACAAAAAUCAUUGUCGAUCAAUUCUAGAUACUGACUUCUUGUAAAUAUCUUUAUUUUUCAUUUAUAAUAAAAAUCAUUCAUCAACAA
Osmia lignaria (orchard mason bee) is the source of this 2345-nucleotide messenger RNA. RefSeq lists its product as uncharacterized. The record is from RefSeq and is a predicted model, not a curated record. Gene Ontology annotation, molecular function: RNA binding; lipopolysaccharide binding. Gene Ontology annotation, biological process: RNA processing. Lineage: Eukaryota; Metazoa; Arthropoda; Insecta; Hymenoptera; Megachilidae.